This is a messenger RNA of Amaranthus tricolor (Joseph's coat), 3048 nucleotides long. Its product is annotated as receptor-like protein 9DC3. Gene Ontology annotation, molecular function: protein binding. The record is from RefSeq and is a predicted model, not a curated record. The transcript has 4 exons. The coding region runs from base 1 to 3048 and encodes 1015 amino acids. NCBI's taxonomy places the organism in Eukaryota, Viridiplantae, Streptophyta, Magnoliopsida, Caryophyllales, Amaranthaceae.
AUGUGCGCACCUAUGAUCUUACAGUACAAUCUUUGGGGAUCCUGUGUGAGUCUAAUAGUAUUAGUUUGUCUUGUGUUGGGUUUGAGUUGUAUUCCAGUAAGCUAUAGUCUUUCCUUUUCCAACUCUUCCAAACAUCUCUGUGACAGUAAAGACAGUUUGGCCUUGAUAGAAUUCAGGAAGUCUCUCAACCUUGUCACUUUCCCAAUCGUAACCCUGUGCUCCAAAGAAGCUACUAAGCUGAAAGAUAAACCAUGGAAGCUGGGAAGUGACUGUUGUGAAUGGAAUGGUGUAACUUGCCAUCCUUUUACAGGCCAUGUUAUUGGUCUCGAUCUUAGUUGUGCUAUGUUUUACGGAACUAUUGAGUCUAACAGCACACUGUUUCAUCUCCGCCAUCUCCAAACACUUAAUUUGGCUAACAAUGUCUUGUAUGACUCUCGUAUUUCUCCAAAGUUUGGCCAGUUUCAAUAUUUGACACACCUUAAUCUUUCCUUUUCAAUGUUUCAAGGUGAAAUUCCAUCUGAAAUCUCUCAUCUUAAAGGUUUGACUACCCUUGAUCUUUCUUAUAAUUCUGAUCUUAUCUUGUCAAAUUUCAAAGUUUUUAUGGAGAAUCUAACUGCUUUAACUAGGCUUAAACUUGAUGGGGUUAGCGUUGAUUCAGAUGUUCCUAGCUUAUUGAUGAACAUGACUUCCUUAACAUAUUUAUCGUUAUCCAAUUGCCUUUUGCAUGGUAGAUUUCCUUCUGAGAUUUUGGACUUACCUCAAUUGAAAGUUCUCAAUGUAGGAUCUAAACCAGAUCUAUACAUAGAUAAGCAAUUGGGCAACUGGAGCAACUCCCUCGAGAUAAUAAACCUUUCAUCAGUAAAAUUCACUAAACAGCAGGCUCACUUUCCAUAUUCCCUUAACCAACCAAAGCCUAACCUGAGACAGUUAAAAUUAAAUGGGUGUAAUUUGUACGGGAUGAUACCACCAUGGGUGUGGAACAUCUCAGAAGCAAUUGACCUUGGAAGUAAUUUACUACAUGUAACCUUACCUUCCACACUUUCCCGUCUCGUAUCUUUAAAAGAAUUGAUCCUUAGCUCCCACACCAUUGGUGGUAGUGUACACAUUAACGCAUUUUCAGGAUUCAAAGAUUUGAGUAAUCUUGAUUUAUCAAAUACAGGUCUUUCACUGAUAACUACCUCUACCAGCACUAAUAAAUUCAACUCCUCUUUAAUCUGGCCUAAGCUCAGCUCUUUAGCCCUAUCAUCUUGCAAUAUUAGUGAGUUUCCUUCUUUGGAAACCCCUGAAUAUUUGGAGUGGUUGGACUUAUCAAACAACAAUCUCCAAGGAGAGAUUCCGAUAUGGCUACAAAAUGCUGGUAAGUUAUUGGACAUUCAUCAGAAUGUCAUGCUUCUGUCUGUGAACCUCUCUUGGAACUCUCUAACACAUGGUCUAAAGCAUAUCCCUUGGAAGAAAUUGUCCUAUCUCGACCUUUCAUACAACAUGUUACAAGACUCUUUACAAAUUUAUCCAAGUGCACCUCAUUUAGUAUUCUUUCUUGCCUCAAAUAACAGAUUAAGUGGAACCAUAACUCCAUCUAUUUGCAAUUUUAGUCAAUUAUCAAUCCUUAAUUUAGCAAAAAAUGAUCUAAGUGGUGAAAUUCCUUCUUGCUUGGGAUCUGGUAAUGUGUUUCAAGUAUUGAAUCUACAAUCAAAUAGGCUCAAUGGUACCAUAUCAAUACAAAAAUGUUCAGAUUUUAUGCAGUAUCUAGAUUUAAGUGAGAAUCAAUUGGAAGGAGGGGUGCCUAAGUCAUUGUCUCAAUGCCAAAAACUGACCGUCUUAAAUAUUGGAAACAAUAAGUUGAGUGGUACAUUUCCCACUUGGCUUGACAGCAUUCCAGAGCUACAAGUUCUAAGCCUACGAUUCAAUAGCUUCCAUGGUCCAUUAAUGAGUUCUUUAGAAGUCGAUAAUCCAUUUCCAAAGUUACGUAUUCUUGAUCUUUCAAACAAUAACUUUAGUGGAAAAUUACCAGUCCAGUUUCUCAAAAAUUUAAGAGCAAUGAUGAAUAAAAGUAUGGACUCUACAGGAAGUCCAAAGUACUUAAAAGAUGAAAUUACAGAUUUUUACUCGUUUUCAGUUGUGUUGACAAAAGAUGGGUACCAACAACUUUUUGUGAAGAUCAUCACAUCUUUGGCUGUUUUAGACAUGUCAAACAAUAGAUUGGAGGGAGAGAUUCCAGAUCCUAUCGGGCAAAUGUUCUCAAUCCGUCUCCUUAAUUUGUCACACAAUCACUUUAUAGGGCACAUCCCUUCAUCCAUUGGAAAGUUGUCCAUGCUCGACUCAUUAGACCUCUCAUUCAACAUGCUUACUGGCCAUAUUCCUCAAGAACUAGUUAGUUUAACUUUUCUUGGUGUCUUUAAUGUGUCAUACAAUAUGUUGGAUGGACUUGUUCCUCAUGGGAGUAACUUUGGUACAUUCUCAACCGAUUCAUACAAGGGAAAUCAUGGGUUGUGCGGACAACCAUUGCCCAACUGUGGAGGAAAUGUUGCACCAUUUCUAGACAGUUCCGGAGAUAAUGAUCCUGAAGAUGAGGAAAGCUUAGUAUCAAUGUGGGAUAUCAUAGCAAUGGGGUUUGGAAGUGGUGUGGUGGUUGGUUUCGCUUGGGGUUACUAUAUGUUAUCAGUAGGUAAACCCUUUUUGUUUAUUAGAUUGGCUACCAAAAUGGAGUUGGUUUUACAUAGUUUUUGUGAGCUACAUUUUGGUAGACGAGGAAGAACAAACGUUAUUAGCAACUUUGCCAUGAUUAUUGUUCGUGCCUUUAUGAUUGUUACUUGGUUUAUAUUGUUAGUCUUGCUACUUGCCUUGUCUUACCUAGCCGCAACAUCUUUAUCUCUUUUGUUGAGGAGAUUUGAGAUUUUCAAUGGUAAAGUUAUAACCUUUACAUCAUUCAAAAUUCUUUUUGUUACGAGCACGAUCCUUUCUAUGGGAUUUCUCACAUUGGGUGUUGUUACUAGUGCUGUUGGUGCAAUUGUAUUGAGAUUCUCUAUUUUGGCUGCAGAACUGCAGUAA